This is a messenger RNA of Serendipita indica DSM 11827, 990 nucleotides long. Lineage: Eukaryota; Fungi; Basidiomycota; Agaricomycetes; Sebacinales; Serendipitaceae. The record is from the annotation of a GenBank genome assembly.
AUGGAGCCAAACCUUGCAAAAGUCGAUUGGCUAGAAUUUGUGAUACUGGUCGACAAUAGCAUAGAAUGGAUGAGCAAGAUGCCUCCGGGCUAUACUUCAGAGGUGCUCGGGCAUCUCAGAAACCAACCGCCUAUCGAUCCAAAGCUGCAGGUGCCAAUCCUUGAUCUGGACAAUUACUGCUGCGGUGCACAUGGACUCGCCGUUCUCCUGAGGACGCAUCGGGAUGGACAAACGUAUCACACCCUGUUCGAUACUGGUCCAGAGGGAAAGUCUAUCGCUCGUAAUCUCGAUUCACUCAAGCUGGAUAUUCGGAAUGUGACACGCAUCGUGCUGUCGCACUGGCACAGGGAUCAUAGCGGUGGAAUUCUCGAGGUCUUGAAGCAAACGGGUGGCAAAGCAGGACGAUUCGACUCUGCCAAUUACUGUCGACCUUCAUCCGAAUCAGUCAUUGCUCGUCUUCCAGACGACCCGACGUUUGAGGAGAUUCAAGAGUGUAAAGGAGUCGUGGAGCGGCACGCGGAUGCACAUACUGUUCAGGGAGACACAGUGUUUGUGAGUGGAGAGAUACCGAGGGUGGCUGAAUGGGAAAAGGGACUGCUUGGGGGUAUGAGAUGGAUCCAGGACGCCUGGAAGCCAGAGCCGGACAUCCUAGAUGAGAGAUACGUCGCUGUGGACGUUGUGGGUAAGGGUAUUAUCGUCUUUAGUGCUUGCUCGCAUGCGGGCAUCUGCAAUGUCGUACUCGAUGUCAAGAAACGCUUCAAGGACAGACCAAUACAUGCGGUCGUUGGGGGAUUACAUCUUGCCGGGCCCGAACUGGCUCAGAGGAUAGCACCUACUGUCAAAUUCCUCCGAGAGAACACAGGGUCUUCGUCGGUUGUACUUCCUCUUCAUUGCACUGGCCUUGCAGCCAAAGUUGCCCUAGCCAACGCAUUUGGCGAGUUCUGCGUUCCAGCGGGUGUUGGAAUCCAGGUUCGAAUCCCAGCGGCGUGA